Molecule: messenger RNA, 1044 nt
Organism: Caenorhabditis elegans
Lineage: Eukaryota; Metazoa; Nematoda; Chromadorea; Rhabditida; Rhabditidae
Gene: ceh-23
Product: Homeobox protein ceh-23
Exons: 4
Coding region: 3-920 (305 amino acids)
Biological process (GO): regulation of DNA-templated transcription
Cellular component (GO): nucleus
Molecular function (GO): DNA-binding transcription factor activity, RNA polymerase II-specific; DNA binding
Source: RefSeq, marked reviewed
AGAUGGACACCCAUCUUCCAUUCCAAACUUUGCCAGUUUCAACGCCGCUGCCUGUGUCUUCAUCAUCUCUAACAGACGUUCUUCAAACAAUUGCUGCUUUACAAGCCUGUCCCACAUCCUGUAUACCUUCAACAUCAACUGGAAUGCUUUCACCGAAUCUUCCCUUCUCGGCUACAAUUCCACGUGUCAACUUGUUCCCACCAUCACAACCAGCCAAUUCUUUAAUACUGCCAACAAUUCCAGCACAGCCUUUUAUUCCAAAUCCAUCUCUCCUGCAAGCCAAUCCAUCUGCUGUCGAAGCUCUUGCAAAUGCACUUUUUGCAACAACAAGCCGUCGGGCUUCUUGCCCAGAACCUCCUGCAUCCUCUCAAGCAACCGUCACGCUUCAAGUCCCAUCUACGGGUUCUCCAGAACGACGACGUUAUUCAGAAACAAAUAUGGAGGUUCUGCUACGUGAACAACUUGCACAAUUGAUGCCUCCAACCUCUCAACUACCCGGAAUGCCUGGAUGUUAUUAUCAACAUGUUCCAGCUGCUGGAACUUCAGGAAUUCAAGGAUCAUUAGAUGCGGCGUUAAUGGGAGCUGUUCCCUUGGCUAUGAAUAGUAUGGCACAUAGUCGGAGAGCAGCAAAUCAUAGAAAAGCAAGAACAAUCUACGGUACAACACAAACUCAACAACUGGAAGAUAUGUUUAAAGGACAAAUGUACGUAGUCGGAGCAGAACGAGAAAAUCUUGCUCAACGCCUUGGCCUAUCACCUUCUCAAGUUAGAAUUUGGUUUCAAAACCGGAGAAGCAAACAUCGUAGGAAACAACAAGAGGAGCAACAGAGCACGACGUUAGAAGAAAAAUCUGAAGAAAUUGGAAAAGAUGAAGAGGAAGAUGAUGAAGAAGAUGAAGAUGAUGUAAAAGUUCUGAAUUAAUUUAAUUUUUUUUUUCGUGUUUACUUGUUUAUUUCCUGCCAUAUUCUGUUUUAGAAAAUAAUUAGAAAAAAUGUGUAUAUUCUUGAUUAUAAAGCAUUAAACAAAUAAAGUUUUAUGUGAACUU